Molecule: messenger RNA, 945 nt
Organism: Dendroctonus ponderosae (mountain pine beetle)
Lineage: Eukaryota; Metazoa; Arthropoda; Insecta; Coleoptera; Curculionidae
Product: phospholipid phosphatase 5
Exons: 5
Coding region: 159-890 (243 amino acids)
Biological process (GO): phospholipid metabolic process
Molecular function (GO): phosphatidate phosphatase activity
Source: RefSeq, a predicted model, not a curated record
CACCAUCAAAUUCAACCUAAAUUUGACAAAAACCGGGUCUUUGUUAAUCCACUCAAAAUUCUCAGUGUACUUUUGAGUUCCAAGCCAAACUGGCAAUGGCUUGGGAUGUUUAAAAAAUGAAAUGGAACUUUCCAACAGUCUCAAACUAAACCUGGAAAAUGGACGUAGCUGAUCAUGUUUCUGAAGUUUCAUUGAGAGCAGUUCUGUAUAUGAUAUUCAUGUGGCUCGACAAGCAAACCCCUUUCAUCAGACAUAUUGAAGAAGAGGAACUGUGGAUGUAUCGAUAUCCUUCCAUCCCCUCAAUCGUACCCAAAUGGGGCCUGUACAUUCUACUCGUACUCAUUCCAGCAAUACUUUUCCUUAUCGAAUACGCAGUGAACCAAAGGCUUAAGGACAUUAUAAAAGGGUUUUAUGCCUUGACAUUGGUGUAUAUGAUUAAUGGUAUUUUCACUGUUAUGCUGAAAUUACUCGUGGGAAGGCCCAGGCCCAAUUUCUUCAUGCGAUGUUUUCCCGAUGGAUAUGGAACGGAUAUAAAUCAUUGCACCGGAGAAUAUCGGGGACAUAUGGAUGGCAGGAAAAGCUUUCCAAGUGCACAUGCAACUUUCGCUUUUUCGGGUAUGUUCUUCAUGACUCUGAGGAUGUGCCGAAUUCUACAGAUAAAAGACCCAGGAAGACACAAAGGAUGGAAAUGCCUUACAGUCAUAAUUCCUGUUAUUUUCGCGGUCCUGAUAGGAGUGAGUCGAACGUGUGACUACCACCACCACUAUUCUGAUGUUCUAUUUGGUGCAAUAAUGGGAAUGGGAAUCUCUUACUUUGUCUAUUAUGCAUACUAUUGGGCAGAAGGCAUGUCUCCUGAUGAAAUUAGAAAGUCGCUAGCCAACUUUUACUAGUCUCGCUAAUGGCAUCUAUGUUACAAGUUACAAAUAAAAAUCUAUUUUCUAAUUA